This is a messenger RNA of Suillus subaureus, 432 nucleotides long. RefSeq lists its product as uncharacterized. NCBI's taxonomy places the organism in Eukaryota, Fungi, Basidiomycota, Agaricomycetes, Boletales, Suillaceae. The transcript has a single exon. Bases 1 to 432 code for a protein of 143 amino acids. The record is from RefSeq and is a predicted model, not a curated record.
AUGCCAGGGACUUCUACACACUUAUUCAUCCAUGUGGGGGGCUGGUCCCUCCACAAACACAGAGCCUCCUGGCCCUCGACUCCUUCAACCAGACCCUCACCUCCUUCAACUAACCCCUCACCUCCUUCAACCAACCCCUCAGCUCCCCCAAACCCUCAGCCCCCUCUCCAAGACUCUUGGCUCCCUCCACCAAACCAACUUGACACUGGUGCUCAGUGCAGUCCCCCAGCUUACCUUCCCCCUUCACAUCACCCCCCUCCUCAUUUCACCAGUGCCAGGGGUAGUCCAGUUGAUGACCUGGAUGGUGACCUCUAUGAUGACCCUUACACUGAUGACAAUGGCCCUCUCUCUGCUCCCCACCACUGGUUGCUUGACCCAUUCUGUUGUCAUCAGCCCUCAUCCCACUCCCCCAAGCACAUGUGCCACUAUUAA